CUUGUGGACGGCGGAGGAAGAGAUGUUGGGGCUCGGAGUGGCGCUUAGCCACCGAACACGGAAGAGUAGACACGAACACAAUGGCGUCGACUCGCGAGUUGAGGUCGACCGCGUGGCACUUCUUGGCAUGUUUUCUACUCAUCAGUAUGACACAUAAGAUACUGUAGCCUUACUUGUUAGUAAAAUACCCGGUUUGACCCAGACAUGUUGAAAGCUCUCGUGUGUUUGCGAUGAUCGCACGCUGGGCAGGCAAGAACUGGUUUAAACGAUGUCGUGGCGAUCAUCAAAUGCUCGGAGUGCAGGAAGCAGCGCGUGGCGCCAGGCGCUGGCGCCACUCCGACAGGAGGCAAACAUAAAGGGUUUCGCUUCGAGCGAGAAUCUCAAGUCUUGCAUUGACGCACUGAAGGCCGCGGAGGGCGACGCGCUGGAUCACGAGUUGGUGGAGGACCUCUCCUUCCUGGUCCAGCAGGCGCUCGGACCAUCGCCAUCUGCGGGAUAUGCAUCAUCUGGCCAGCUGCAAAAGGACACCUCAGCGGCUGCGGCGCUGUGUCGCUUGCUGCAAAGCGUGGCCAGCAGCGGCAGACUGCGGCUGCAUGCGCCCGCGGCUAACCUCACCUUGGGCGCGCUGAGGCGCUGGUCGGACGCAGCCUUCGACGCGGCCCCAGUUACAGCGGGCGGGAAGGAUGUGGGAGCAACAGACGGCAGCAGUGCUGGUGCGCCGGCUGGCGCCGGCGACAGCCAAUCGGGGACGCCGUGGGCAGCGGUCGGUGGCGAGGGCGGCACACUCGGCGCACCGGCGCCUGCGGCUCAUAACCUCCAACUGGAGGCGCUGGGGGCCCUUGCAGCGCUGCUUCCGGAACACCUUGGGGCACUGUCGGAGCACGAGCGGGCGGCUCAGCUGGCGGCGCUGCAGUCCCUACUGGUGCCAGUGGCGCUGCAGCAGCACGCAGGCGCGUCGAGCGGCCGCGCGCUAUCGGACUUGCUGGAGGCUCAGUGUCUGGCGCUGACGGCGCUGGCUGGAUGCUGCGCCGUGCGCGCCGGUGGCGCCGGCGGCGCCGCCAGCAGCGUACACAGCGGCCACGGGGGGCACGGCAGCGGCAGCGUCGGCGCGUCGGCGCAAGGUGGCGCGGGCGUCAGCAGCUGCGCGCUGAGCUCGGAGGAGGUGGUGUCGCUCAUAGCUGCGGCGGCGUCGCUGCUGCAGACGUGCGCCUCGUCUCGGACGCGCCCGGUGGAGGAUGGCAGCCAUUCGCGCAUGUAUGCGGCCCUGCUGCGCGCGCUGACGGCGGCGAUGGGCGCAGGCGCGGUGGCGGCGGGCAGUGGAGGGGGCGGUGGAGGCGGCGGCGCAGGUGGCGGAGGCGCGGCGGGCUCGGAGGCGACGCGGCAGGCGUGGGUGACGCGGGCGGGCGUGAUUGUGGAGGGUCUGCAGCGGCUGCUCACGUACGGAGUGCAGGCGUCACUCACCGCCUCUGCCGCCGCGUCCGGGUCUGCAUCGUCUGCCAGCGGCGCCGCUGCGGCGUCGGGAACAGGCGCCGUUGCCGCAGGCGCACGUGGGGCUGAAACCAGCGGCGGUGGGGGCGGCGGCGGCGGGCGGAGCUACCGGCCACCGCACCUCCGCCGGCGCGAGUCCAAUGCCGACGGCGGCUGGUCUGACAGCGACGUCAGCGACAGCGAACACUUCUCCGGACCGGCGUCCACGCCGCGUGGCGGCGGCGCCGCCAGCACCAGCGGCGAAGCCGGCGGCGCGGGGGCCGGGGUGACAGUGGACCGGUUUCGCAGCUCGCGGGUGCGGCUGGCAGCGCUGGGCUGCGUGAUGGCGAUGGCCAAGGCCGACACGCGCGCGCUGCAGCCGCACUGGCCGGCUCUGCUGCCGCUGCAGUCGCCACUGGCGCCGCGGCCGCUCACGCCGCACCUGCUCACCGCGCUGCUGUACGAUCCCCUCGUCAAGGUCCGGGCCAUGGCCGCCUCCACAAUCGCCUCCCUGGUGGACGGCCCGGCGCCACGAGCCAUCCUGGCGGUGGCGGAGGCGCCGCCGCCACAGCGGCCCUCCGCCGCCGCCUCCCGCGCCGCCAAAGGCGCUACCAUCGCCGCCGGCCCUCCUGCAUCCGGCAGCGGCUUCGGCUCUGUUAGCAAGGCAAGCACCAGCAGCAACGGCAGCAGCGGAAGCAGCAGCGGAAGCAGCAGCGGCCCGGCGAUCACCACGACCAUCGGCCCGCUGCCUGUGCGCGGCUUCCUCACGCUGUCCAUGAGCCUGGGCCAGCUGCUGCUGGGCGCGCACGCGGGGCUGCUGCAUGCGGUGGGCAACGAGCCCAGCACGCUGGUGCUGCCGGGCGUGCUGCGCGCGCUGUGCGUCAUGAUCGCCGCCACGCCGUACGAGCGCCUGCCGCCCGAGGUGCUGCCUGAGACCGUGCGGGUGUUACGUGCGCGCUGGGCACAGCUCUGCGCCUCCGCUGCCGCCACCGGCGGCGGCGGUGUGCUCAGCUUGUCGGCUGCCGGUGUUGCGGGCGGCGAGCUGGCUCCCAUCCACGCCGCCUACCUGGCCUGCCUGGCCGAGUGCUUCUCCACCAAGCAGCCCAUCGCCGGCCUCGCCGCCUACCUCUCGCCCCAGCAGCGCAUCUCGCACCCGCACCCGCACCCGCCCCACUACAAUUCGCAGCCAGCCGCGCACAUUUCAGCAGCUGGCGGCGGUGGUGGUGCUGCAGCGGCCAGCGAUGGGACAGGAGGCGGUGGCGGUGGAGGCGGCGGCGGUGCGGCCCAGCUGGUGACGGAGCUGCUGGUUCUGGGGCAGGACGGCAGCGCCAGCGCUCUGCUGCGCAUCGAGGCGUUGGGUGCGCUCAAAGGGCUGGCGCAGCACUACACCUUCGCCAUGCCGCCAGAUGCUUGGGAGGCGGUUCGCGGUACGGCCACGGUGGGGCUCUCUCCAGCGGCGCCGCUCGCCUCGCCACGCGGGGCCCGGCCGGGCUCUGGGCCCAGUGGGCCGCCUUCUCGCACCUCGUCCUCGUCGUCACUUGCGGCCGCGGCAGGCGUUGCCGGGGGCGGCAGCUCUUGGCGAAGCAGCGCACAGCCGCAGCAGCGGGUGCCAAGCGGACCGCCGGCACCGGCACCCCAGGCCGGCGGCGCGACGCCCGAGGACAAGGCAGCGCAGCUGUCCGUCAAGCUGGUUUCCGAGUACCUGGCGGCGUUAGCCCGCCAGUACGGCAUGAGCCGGACCGACGCGGCCGCCGCGGCGGCAGCCGGCGACCCUGACCUGCCGGCAGCGGCGGCGCCGCCGCCGCCCUCGCCGGGCGUGGUGCCGCUGGCGGCUGCGCCACAGCGGCAGCAGCAGCUGCGGCUGCAGCUGGCGGGGGCUGCGGGGGUUGCGGGAGCGCUGUCGCCUGUGAGCGUGGCGAGCGAGGAGGAGCGUGGCGCGGGCGUGGCCCGGCUGGCGGGCAUGUGGGGCGAGGCGGUGUCACUGCUGGUGCCGGCCGCCACCUCGCACAGCUCAUUCAUGGUCCGCUCCGUGGGCCUUACCUGCCUGGGCGAGGUGCCGGAGCCCGUCUUCUCCAGCCUCCCGCCCGCGCUGCAGCAGCAGGUGCUGGCGCUGCUGUCGGCCGCAGCCGCUGCCGACCCGGUCGCCGCCACGCGAGCUGCCGCCUGCAAAGCGCUGGGCGCCGCCGCCGCCUUCCCCGCGGUCCUGGCGCACGCGGGCCUGUCGGGCCAGGUCAGCCGCGCGCUGGCGGGCUGCCUGCGGGACACGGUGCUGUCGGUGCGCAUCGCGGCAAGCUGGGCCGUGGCCAACCUGUGUGACGCACACCGCCGGCGGCUGCUAGAGACGGCAGCGGCAACGGCGGUGGCUGGCCUCAGCGACGAGCGCGCCGCGUCGCAUGAGCUUGCGUCGACGUCAGCGUCGCCGCGGCCGCAGGCUUCGCCGAGGGGCAAGGCAGCCGCCGCCUCGCCACAGGGCAGCCGACACGCAGGGCCUGCGGCAUCGACAUCAGCAGCGGCUGCCUCGUCAUCUAGGUCAGCAGCGGCGCUGCUUGAGGCGCACCACUACGCGCAGGUCGGGGCGCUGUGCGCCGCCGCCAUCACCGCCACCCAGGACACGGACAAGGUCCGUGCCAACGGCAUUCGCGCCGUCGGCAACUUGCUGUCCUUCCUCACGCCCGACAUGACGCCCGGGCUGGCGGCGGCGGCCGCCGCCGCCGGGACAGGGCACGGCGGCGGCGCGGAUAGCAACGCCGCCGGCGGCACGGGACGCGGUGGCUUUGGUGGGUCGCCUGCAGCGCAACACCGCCCAAUGGGCCAUGCUGACGGUGGCUCGGAGCUGAGGCCACAGGGCGGAUGGUCCUCGGGCCGGGGGCGGGGCGGCCGCGGCCAGCCGCAGCCGCCGCAGCCGCCGCAUGCUCCCGGCUCUGGCGGCGGAGCCGCCAGUGCUGGCGGCGGCGGUGGCAGCGUGCAGCUUGACGGCUGGCUGGACAAUGCACUGACGUGUCUGCAGUCCAGCCUGACGACGGGCGGCAUGAAGGUGCAGUGGAACGCUUGCUACGCGGCGCAUGGCUUGCUGCGCAACGGCCCGCUGCUGCCGCACCCGCGCGUGGGCGCACGCGUGGCGCAGCUGCUGCUGCUUCUUGUGAUGCUGGUGCGCGAGAGCGCCAACUUCAAGAUCCGCACGCACGCCGCUGCGGCGCUGGCGGCGAUGCCCACGCGCGAGGGCUACGGAGACGUGCUGGCCGAUGCACUGCUGGUCGUGGCAGCGGCUCUGGAGGGCCUCAGCAACGGCGCGGGCGGCGCUGCCGCGCCGCCUGCGCCGCCAGCAUCUGGCAAGGCGGGCGUUGGCGGCGGAGCCGCUGCGGCGGAGGCAGCCGCGGGUGAGGUCAGCGGUGACGGUGAGGCUGACGGCAAGUUCCCCAACUACCGCUACGCUGCGGGGCUGACGGCGCAGCUGCGAGCCACGCUGCUGCACCUGCUGGCGCUGGCGGCGCCGGCGGACGGGCGGCGGGUGCGCGAGGCGCUGGCGCGCCGCGCCGACUUCCUGCACGGCGUCAUGCGCGAGCAGGUGCUGGAAGCUGUGCAGCCGCUGCGGGCAGCUAUGGCGGCGGCGGCCUCGGCCGGCAGCAGCCUGGAUGCGGCGGCGCCGCUGCCAGUGGACCCCUUUGGGCUGUCGAGCUUUGGCUCAGGCCCGGGAUCGGCGGGCCGCGGCGCCAGCCCGCGUGACGCCGCCGGCGCGUGGGGCCUGGCAGGGCUGCUGGAGGGUCUGAGCCUGCAGGGCUCAGGGCUGUUGGACCUGCGGGCAUCACCCUCGCCGUCGAUGUUGUCGCCAGCGCCCUCGCCGCGGAAAGCUGGUGGUGGCGGCGCAAGCGGGAGGGCGUCUGCAACAGGCUUGCCUUCCUCGGGAGCAGUCAGUGACAGCGCGGUUCCAGCGGCUGCAGGCCAUAGCAAAGCGGCCAGUGCUGGUGCUGCUCCGGGUGCUGCUGCGGGUGCUGCUGCGGGUGCUGCUGCGGGAGGCUGCACGCGUGCUGGGAAGCCGCUGCUGUCAGUGGAGGUUGCGCAUGUGGGCAGUGGCCUGGGCCUGGCGGCAGGGCCUGUGGUGGACGAGACGCAGCGCGCAGCAGUGGCGAAGCUGGCGGCCCUGUCGGCGCCGCUGCGGGGAUUUGAGGGGCUGCUGCAGCAGUUCGGGCCGGGCAGCGAGGCGGUGCUGCGGGAUGUGCAGGCGGCCGUGGCGCGCCUGCCACUGCCCGGCGCUGCUGGUGGCUUAUAGCCAGGGGUUCCCCUGGUUGUAGGAGAGCAGGUGCUUCGUGAACAGUAUGUGUUUGUUUGUGUGACCCGAAGCUCGUGAUGGAACAUGGCAAGGGGCAGGAAAGCGUAGUCCCGAUGUGUGUGGCUCCCACCCGUGCCCACAUAAAUGCGUAGCAAGAAGGGACAAGGCAUUGGUGCGUCGUUCGCGCGCUGUUACUGUACCGACGGUAGCUGGCAGGUUGUGUCGAUGUUUUGCUGACGCGCAUUCCUCACGCUCCGGGCGCCCGGCCAAGGCGAUAGCACCACACAGACUCAAUGCGACGCCACACCGCGCGGAUAGCAUAGCCGAUGCGCACCUGCAGGCAGUCGACCGGCGUCCACGGAUGAGCUGUGUAGACGAGCACUAGCGUAAUGCAACGGCGUGCAGCAAAACAAUGGCCGGGCGACAGUGUGACAAACAGGGGCAAGAACAAGGCGAAGCAAAGCAGAAGAGGGGCCCGAAUGUGUACGACAAUUGUGGCGGGCAGGCCGAAUGCGGUGCAACACGCCAACAACACAACCGGAGGUGAGGAAGCGUUGCUGAUGGUGAGGAUAGGUGCUGCGACGUUCGGUAGGGGAGCUCGUGAUUCGUGUUCGGUAGGGGAGCUGUGGCCGCGCACUAGUUGGGAGGAAGUUUCCGAGGCGUUGUGACCCGAAGCGGUGUGACCCGAAGCGGGCGUGAGAGGGAGGCGCAGUGACUUGCAAGGUCCUGGGAAAGAUGUCCAAGAGACCCAAACUCCCAGUGCCCCUGCCCCUUGCUACUUGUGCACUCAAGACAUGUGUUUGUAUUCCCUCAAAUGCCUCCCAUUUAUGAAAUCGCU
Molecule: messenger RNA, 6572 nt
Organism: Chlamydomonas reinhardtii
Lineage: Eukaryota; Viridiplantae; Chlorophyta; Chlorophyceae; Chlamydomonadales; Chlamydomonadaceae
Exons: 11
Coding region: 269-5734 (1821 amino acids)
Source: RefSeq, a predicted model, not a curated record